AUGGGCGACCCUGAAAAGCUCUUCUGGUGCGGUGACGUUGGUUCGGGACUUGCUGCUAAGAUCAGCAACAACUACAUCUCCUGCUCUGUUCUACUUCUGAUAUCUGAAGCUAUGGCAAUCGGAGUGAAGUCUGGAGUGGACCCGAAGAUGCUCCAGACAAUUAUUCACAACUCUACCGGUCAAACAUUCAUGGGAGAUAAUGUCUGCCCAGUCCCUGGAGUCAUCCCACAUGCCCCCAGUAGUAAUGAUUGGAGGCUGGGAUUCAAGACUCAGAUGUUUCUCAAGGAUCUGUCUCUGGGCAUCGAUGCUGCAAAACAGGAGAAUAUCCAGCCGACGAUGGCAGAAGCGGCCUACGGGGUAUUUGAAAAAGCCUCCAAGGACCCCCGCUGUAUCGAUCGUGAUGGCUCUUCGGUCUACCUUUACGUCACAGACUCAAAGACUUAA
Molecule: messenger RNA, 444 nt
Organism: Colletotrichum scovillei
Lineage: Eukaryota; Fungi; Ascomycota; Sordariomycetes; Glomerellales; Glomerellaceae
Exons: 2
Coding region: 1-444 (147 amino acids)
Biological process (GO): L-valine catabolic process
Cellular component (GO): mitochondrion
Molecular function (GO): 3-hydroxyisobutyrate dehydrogenase activity; NAD binding
Source: RefSeq, a predicted model, not a curated record